AUGUCCCUUCUCUGCUCUCAAAGAGAACCCUGUGCUCGGGUUUACAGCAUCUUCGGAUCUUUCACAGAUUCACUGCGCGAUUCAACGUCAGUAACGCCCACGGAUAAUGCCUACCGUAACGUCACGCAGAUGCGUAACAUGAUUAGGAAGAAUUUUCCCUUGCUUGUUGUCAAGGCCACAACACGUGAAGAUGUCAAGGAAACUAUAGCUUUUGCAAGGCAGUAUAAUCUCCAACUGACUGUUUAUGGUACUGGUCAUGACAACAAUGGUCGCUCCACAGGAAAUGACACAAUACAGUUAAACCUGAGUUUGAUGAAGGAUAAAGUGGUGGAUCUUAAUUCUUCGAGACAUGGGAACGGAACGAUAUCGGUGGGGCCCGGAAACACGUGGAUGGAAGUCUACAGGGAGGUAGACAAGCACGGGAGAGUCAUCGUUGGCAGUAGCACUCAGACAGUCGGGAUAGGGGGAUUCACUCUCGGAGGGGGGCACAGUCCAAUCUGCCGUUACUAUGGAAUGGCCAUUGACAACUUACUGGAGGUGGAAAUGGUCAUGGCGGAUGGUAGAAUCGUUACAGCGACAAAUGACUCCGUCCACACUAUCUAUAAUAAUGGGAGCACCUCCAACGUCACCGACACGGAUUUUUUCUGGGCUGUGGCUGGUGGUGGAGGGGGCACAUUUGGUGUGGCUACCAGAUUUCUAUUUAAAUUACACACCCCACCAGAGAAAAUCAUCAGAGUUGUCUUGAUUUAUCCUAUAUAUUCACUGUUUAAUGAAAAUAUCUUUGCUCAAGUAUUUUCAAAAAUGAAGGAGUUGUUCACCGAGGAUUUACCUCACGAGUGGGGUGGUUUUAUGGAAAUAGAUGGAUUGGAUAACUUAUUCGGUGCAAAGGGACAUUUUGCGUUUGUUUUAAAUCAUUUGGGAUCAAAGAACACAGCAUCCUACAGGUACUUGGAAAGUCUCUUCGAUUUCCUGCCGAAAAGGAGAUAUUUUGAUUCCAAAGUGUUUUCAACUUUCUUGGAUUACGAGAAAGGGAUAAUCGAAAAAUACCCAUAUUACCUUACCUUUGGUUUUAAUUCUCUGAUCUCUGAAAGCAACCUCACCACUGAGUUAAGAGAUUACUUGAUACAGUCGGUAUUGGAAAAACACACAACGUAUUCUAAAACCACUUACAUAGCGACGCUGAUCGGUGGCAAAAUGCGAGAAGUUGGCACUGAAAGCACCUCAGUUCACCCUGGUUUCCGGAGCGCUCUCUUUUCCAUGUCUGGCAAUGUGGCUUUUGGAGUACAUGGGAUUCCUGAAGUUCAGGAGAUUCACGAAAAGAGUGUUCAAAUCAAUUUCGAAUUCGCCAAGUUUGGAAAUGGGAUGUAUCCCAAUGAGGCAGGAGAAUGUACUCCCGACUGGCAGAAAAACUUUUGGGGAUCGAACUAUGACCGACUUUAUCAGAUCAAACUUCGGGAAGACCCUGACGUUUUUUUCACAUGUGAUCAGUGCGUAGGAUCGGAACUGAGACAGAAUGAAUCUACAUCAUCCUGCCCAAUACCAUCUACAUCAACAUCUACAUCAUCAUCGACCCCAUCAUCUACACCAUCAUCUACAUCAUCAGUUUCCAGUGAAUCUCAGACAACUGCUUCAGCUUUCUCAAAGGUUUACCCAACAUCCACUUUUACACCGUUACAAACCGAGAAUUCGAUUUCAUUAUCCACUGAAGUAAAUCCCCAAGUGUCUGUUUGGCUAUUUUUGUCCCUGUUGUAUUUUCUAUCUAUGUAA
This is a messenger RNA of Ostrea edulis (European flat oyster), 1767 nucleotides long. RefSeq lists its product as uncharacterized. The transcript has 4 exons. Gene Ontology annotation, molecular function: oxidoreductase activity; FAD binding. The coding region runs from base 1 to 1767 and encodes 588 amino acids. The record is from RefSeq and is a predicted model, not a curated record. NCBI's taxonomy places the organism in Eukaryota, Metazoa, Mollusca, Bivalvia, Ostreida, Ostreidae.